AUGCUGAGGCCCGCCACUCCUCUGACUGUUUUGCUGCUCAUAUCUUUCGUUUUCCUCCUGCUAUCGGUUCUGUCCACGCCCGUCAUCCAUAGCAUCCCCAUCGCAACCUAUCAAGGAGUUAAUUUUGGCGUCUUCGGCUACUGCACACCAUCAAAAUGCAGUGGCAUCAGAGUGGGAUAUACAACUGAUGGCCUCUUCCCCACCGGACAAACAGACUUCAACCUUCCCUCUUCGGCCAGACACUCGUUGUCUUCUCUCCUCAUCGUCCACCCUGUCGCCGCCUUUUGUAACCUGGUCUGCCUGGCACUGGCAGCUGCUGCUCACCUACACUCUCCCUCUCAUUCGGCGCGCUAUCUUCUAGGCCUCCUCAUUCUGCUGCUGCCAACCCUGCUCGUCACUUUACUGGCUUUCCUGGUCGACAUACUGCUCUUUGUGCCGCAUUUACAAUGGGCCGGAUGGAUUGUCCUUGCUUCCACCAUUCUCAUAGCCGCUUCGGGUGUCGUGACAUGUGCUAUGAGGCGAACCCUUGUCUCUCGGAAGGCGCGUAAGAAGAGAAUUGCCGAGAAUGCUGAAAUGAGUGGGGAGAAUUUCUACAAUCGACAAGCACAAGAGUCGAAGAUGGUCGCGGAAACAUUCACCGCGGAGCCUACUAUGCCUAUGGUUAAUGGCUCUCCGGGUGCAGAUAGGCUGCCCACCUUUGCAACCUUUGAUGCGAGCCAAAAGUCCGACGAAGAACGCCAACCCCUCAGGGCGCAAGCUCUGUCCAACGAACCCACUCUGGUGACCCCUUCUCGCGAUGGUGCGUCAGAUCGAUACUAUGGGCCUCCAUCUAGGUCUAGCAGUCGACCACCUUACAACGGACCACGAGAUCAACUCGGAAAUCCUCCUCCCCCGCCGCCGCCCGGUCCGGACGCAGCCAUGGUACCUGGACAAGGCAGAAGAUCUGGCGACGAACCUACUCCCCCUAGUCCUUACCGUGAUCGCAGUUUGCCACCGCCGGGCGGUCGAGGCUAUCCACCGCGCGGCAGAGGUAAUUAUCCGCCGCGGGGUGGCUAUCCUCCUCGAGCAGGUGGUUUUGGCCCCAGAGCACCGCCUCCCCCACAAGGCUAUCCUGGCAGAGGUGGAUUUUCGACUGACAUGAGAGGAGGAUACGGAGGGCGUGGUAGAGGUGGAUUUCCCCCAGGGGCUCCCGGUGGCUCGGGCAUGGCUGUUGGAGCUAUGAUGGGUGGCGGACCACGACGACCACCCCCAGGAUAUCCGCCCAGUGGAGCUGAUAGUACCUCAGAGAGAUACACUCCGCCGGACGAAUAUCCAGUGACAAUGGGUCCGCCGCUACCUAUGGGACCAUCGCAACAGUACAUCGAAGACAAUGAUCAGAGGUAUGAUCUGAGAAGUCCUUCGGUCUACACUCAAGGAGGUGAGGAACUUCAAGGUCAAUACGGAGCAAGUGCGCAGUCUCCUGGAAGGGAAAGGACGUCACCUUAUGGCAGUCGUUUCCAAUCCCCUUCGGGUGCUCUCCGUCGACCAUCCCCGCCUCCGGCGAUGCCUCCACUGCCAACGACUCAGCCCGUGGAGAUGGCUGGCACUUCGAUACGUGACUUCAACCCCCGGCGGUCGCAGAGUCAAGACCCCUAUGUACCUGCGAGGGCUAACUGGAACAAUAUGUCGGUUGAUGAUAUGGGGCACCCGAGGUCACCUGGAAGACAUGGUCAAUCUCCUGUUGAGCUCCCUACAAGUGGGAGUCACGUAGGAGGUUAUAACGGCCAGCCGCGUAGGCCCCGCGUCAACUCUGGCGGGAGUGAUGUUUACUACGAGGAUGUUGACCCACGGUUUGCUUCUGAUCCAGAACCGCCAAUGCCGCAACACCUUCGGGUAGAAGAACGGAGCCGGAGACCACCUCCUCUUCUCACUCCUGGUCCACCCGGCCAUUACCGACCCGACUCAUACAAUGAGAUCCCCCCAACAAACUCGUACGAGGAACUGCCUGGUGCCCGAUCUCCGGCGGAAAGCGAGAACAGCAACUUUACGUCUGUCAGUCAGCGUGGGAUAAAUCCCAAUUGGAGGCCUGGUAAUGGCGGAGAGUUCAACUCACUGGGUCCCGCGAGGAGGCGGGAUCACCAGACGAGGCAAGACAUGCUACUGGCAGGUAAUCCAGACUUUGAGCUGCCCGGUGCGAUGGGACCUCCGCGACUUCUGAUGCGAGGGCGUGGCGGAAGCUCUGCCAUGAGAGGCGGGAUGAUGAGGGGAGGACCAGCUCGUAUCCCACCAGCAAGCGCCGUGGGCGGAAGUGGCGAUGGCCCCUAUCCCACCCCCAUGGGACCACCGCUACCUGGAGGCCCGAUGGGACCGCCCGGGCCCGGACCCGGACCUGGAAUCGCACCGGGACCAGGGAUGGGAAUGGGAGGGACGAGGGAGAUAUGA
Molecule: messenger RNA, 2421 nt
Organism: Cladophialophora psammophila CBS 110553
Lineage: Eukaryota; Fungi; Ascomycota; Eurotiomycetes; Chaetothyriales; Herpotrichiellaceae
Exons: 3
Coding region: 1-2421 (806 amino acids)
Cellular component (GO): plasma membrane; growing cell tip; cell division site
Source: RefSeq, a predicted model, not a curated record